UUAGAUUGAUAUUAUUCCUAGCAGUGGGUUAUAUAUUUUAUUGCUUCGUCACCUUUUGCCGAGAAAGGAGUUUAAUCCGCAAUUAAAUUAAUUCGAUUUAAUCUACAAUGGAAGUUGAUGAAGAAGAAGAAGUCGCGGCUCCCGAGGCACCCUCCAGCAGCAAUACAGGCGAGAAGAAACGUUUCGAGGUCAAGAAGUGGAAUGCUGUAGCGCUUUGGGCUUGGGACAUCGUUGUCGACAAUUGUGCCAUUUGCCGCAAUCAUAUCAUGGAUCUGUGUAUUGAAUGCCAGGCGAAUCAGGGAUCGAUAACCACCGAAGAGUGCACCGCGGCGUGGGGCGUUUGCAAUCAUGCCUUCCAUUUCCAUUGCAUUUCACGUUGGCUGAAGACCCGUCAAGUUUGCCCCUUGGAUAAUAGUGAAUGGGAGUUUCAGAAAUUUGGCCACUAGAGGAACAAUGGCAGCAGUCGCACACACACACACACCGACACACACUAACAUUUAUAUGUACAAACAUGCAUUCAUAUAAACGAUGAGCAGAACUGAGAUGACUUCCACUGGACAAUCUUGAUAGGAGCAACAAAAACCAAGUGAUUCUUUUGUCAUAAUUAAUAAAUAUAAAAACAGAAAAA
Molecule: messenger RNA, 628 nt
Organism: Drosophila willistoni
Lineage: Eukaryota; Metazoa; Arthropoda; Insecta; Diptera; Drosophilidae
Product: RING-box protein 1A
Exons: 1
Coding region: 108-446 (112 amino acids)
Biological process (GO): protein ubiquitination; ubiquitin-dependent protein catabolic process
Cellular component (GO): cullin-RING ubiquitin ligase complex; nucleus
Molecular function (GO): cullin family protein binding; ubiquitin protein ligase activity; zinc ion binding
Source: RefSeq, a predicted model, not a curated record